CAACUAUCAAAUUUGAGAGUUUUUAAAAGCUCCAUAGCAUCGUAGUAGGCCGUUGUUUGAUGAAGUCAAAGACUUCGAAUUAACAUCCUUGAAGUCCACUAGCGAUCGAGCGUGAGAGUUUUAAUGACUUCAACUUCCGCAAACCACAAACGAAACUUGAGACCUCGCCUGAAGCCAGUGGCGUCCGAGGGAACGAAGUAAGGCAGCAACAACUAUUCCGCUGGCGGCAACGGACGCGUAACGAGCCCUCGAAUGUACCAUAAGGACGGAACCGUAGAUGUGAAGCUAUUAGCCGACCUUGGGUACAUAGCCGACCGUCUCCGGAAUCUCGAGCAGAAGUGGGAUCUCACCGAGCUGAAGGAUCUGCACCGGCGCAUCGUGCUAAAGUUGGACGAUCCGCCCACGAGCGUACUGCGCUUACGUCCGACCCUUGCCGCUCAGACGCCAACACGAUCGGCACCGCCGCCCACGGUUCCACCGGGGUCGCCGGACCAGCUGCAGCGGGAAGAACCAGAGCCGGACUCCAAUCAGUUGCCCGAGGAACUAUCACCCGGGACUUCGCUCGAGGAGGUAUCGUCGGUGGCGGACGAAUGUUGGGCCCGAUCGGUCGUCUCGGAGGGCACCGGUGGCAGUGAUGAGCGGCAGGACCAGCAGCAGCCACUUCCAGCAGAUCACGCCAACGACGACCGGACCGAAUUCAGUGAUGCCAACGAGCGGGUCCGCAAACUAGAUCGGUUGGAAAAUCUGGUCAUCGCGUUCUAUCGCACCUGUGGACGCGGUGAAUCGGGACGUGCGCGAGCACACACGCGAAGCAAAUCUCACAGCCCCGGUGGACAAGGGGAUCCAAGGGAGGAGGAUUCGAGAGUGAAGAAGUUUAAGAAGAAAAAAACGAGAUCGAAGCGUAACGACGAGAGGUCGGUAGCGCUGGACACGGAAGAGCAACAGCAGGGCGGCCAGUGGCAACCACCGGCCGAUCGGGAACGUACUAUGAACCAAGGCACCGACCUGGAUCAGCAGCAGCAGGAUCUUCUCCCGAGUGCAGCAUCGACGGUGUCCGACUGCGCGCUACUUCUUCCCACCAACGACGAUCCGGCGGCGGUGGAGCCAGCUCUUCCCACGAACCAACAGCCGCCACAGAACAUACCAUCCGCGGUUCCCUCACAACCGCUGCGAUCGAUUUACGACGGCGCGGAAGAGGGAUUGGCCGCAGCCGAUCGGGAGCAGUCGCUCGACGAGGAGGAGGAUACGGUAACGCUGACCACGGAAACGAGCAGUGAAUGCUGCAGCCAGCAGACGGUCGUGGCAACGGGGCAAGACGACGACGAAGCGGUCCGACCCGAUUCACCGGCAAGGCCCCAACGAGCCGGUGCCAUCGGGCGCGGGUGCUUCGCAAGGACCGGAAUCGGUAGUGACACCUCCAGCGCCAGCGAAGACGAACACGAGGGCGUCAGUGGGUCCUCCGAUGAAGACAGCGGCGAUCAAGGCGAGGAGAAUGGUGCUACCGUACGCAAGGAGAAACUAUUGGCUGGACUGAACGGUUCCGAUCAACCGACAGGGUCACCAACGACGCGGCGGUGUUCGGGCGCGGAGGGUGAACCGGCAGGCUGUGAUCAUAGCAAACGGCUGCGAAGGCGAAUCUCGGAACUGACGAACAACUUCUGCACGCCGAAGCAGUUCCAGCAGAUGUACGAUAACCUGGACAACAUCACUGACAACGACCUGAAGCUGCUGAUUAAGGAACUGAAGAGGAAGAUUGAAUUUGCCGAAAGGAUGAACUGGCUGUGUUUAUCGAGCCGACCGCGCGGUCCACCCCAUCGGAAAACUAGCCUACCAAAGCACACGGACGUGAAGAAGCGCUUCCUGGAGACGUGCGACCGGACGCUGCCGGACGAGGUGAAGAACGCCCUGCGGCUGCCGGCCUUCGAUUCGUACGAAUGGGAGGACUGGGACGUGAUCCACCUGAUGCAGACGAUGUUCGUCGAGCUGAAUCUGCUCGAGAAGUUCAACAUACCGAUCGAGACGCUGCGCGAGUGGCUGUACGAGGUCUACAAGCACUACAACGACGUACCGUUCCACAACUACCGGCACUGCUUCUGCGUUGCCCAGAUGAUGUACGCCAUCACCUGGCACACGAACUUGGUUCAGCGGUUGGGCGAACUGGAGGUACUGGUCCUGCUGGUGGCCUGCAUCUGUCACGAUCUGGACCAUCCUGGAUACAACAAUAUCUACCAGAUUAACGCACGAACCGAGCUAGCACUAAGGUACAAUGACAUUUCACCGCUGGAAAACCAUCACUGCUCGAUCGCGUUCCGAUUGCUGGAGCACCCGGAAUGCAACAUAUUUCGCAACAUGAGCAAGGAGAUGUUCAAGGACGUCCGCGAAGGAAUUAUCCGGUGCAUAUUGGCCACCGAUAUGGCCCGUCAUAACGAAAUCCUCACCCAGUUCCAGGAGGCUACCCCUAACUUUGACUACACCAACAAGGUUCACACCAAUCUGCUUUGCAUGGUGCUGAUCAAGGUGGCGGAUAUUUCGAACGAAGCCCGUCCGAUGGACGUCGCAGAACCGUGGGUCGAUCGGUUGCUGCUGGAGUUCUUCGCCCAGAGUGCGGCCGAAAAAUCGGAGGGUCUACCGGUGACACCGUUUAUGGAUCCGGACAAGGUGUCCAAGCCGGGUAGUCAGGUGCGCUUCAUUGGGCUGGUGUUGUUGCCACUUUUCGAAGCCCUCGGUGAGCUACUACCGGAACUGACGGAUCUUAUCAUCACGCCGGUGCGAGUUGCCCUCGAUUAUUACAAACGUCUCAACGAUGCCGCCAACAGGACCCGCCGGUCGAUCGCCGAAGCGGAAGCGGCCUCCUCCGAGAGCGGCGGCUCGCCCCAGCUGCCCCGCUCCCAGUCCGGCAUCAGCGUCAAAUCCCGACGUAGUAUUCCCUCGCAAAAGUCCGCCUCUCGAACGUCUGUUGAUGAGCCUAUUUUAAUUGCAGCGGAACUACACGACCUUCCGGAGGGCAGCGAAAGUGGCGACUCCGAGACGGCCACCGAAGUCGACGUGGCGGAAAAAACGGCCAAGUUCAAGGUUGACACGGAAAGCAUCCACCGCAAACAGUCGCACCCGAACUCCCGGAAGGGUAGCCGCGAGAAGCGCCCCUCGAUGAUCGGUGAAUACUACACCACAGGUACGCGCACCCGUGGCUCCCACGGCAACAUACAGCAUACUAAUAAUCGCACGUAUUUUGGUUCGAAUCGCGCCAUUAGCCUAGACCAGUACAGUAACAACCGGCGCAUGUCGGACGGCGUCCCGAUACAGACGGUCCACUCGGAUAACAGCGUGCUGUACUACCACCACCAGCGGCAGCACCGCAGUCUCGACCACGACACCAUGUGCUCGUCGUCGGACAAGAGCACCAGCCUGAACAGCACGCACGAGGCCCCCGGACGGGGACACGAGGACAGCGAAAACAUGAACCUCAACGUGCCUCCGAGCACCGGCAAACGGCUGGGCAAGCUGUUCGGCAGUGGAACCACGGCAGCCACCGCCGCGGCCAAUCUGAAAAACAAUAACGGUGGUGGUGCCGAGGGGGCCGGCAAAGGUGGUGGACCUGCGGUUGGAGUUACGCCGGCGCAGACAAGCUCCGCGGGCAAACACUUUAGCCGGAUGCUCAGCUUCAAUCAACAGCAAAAGCUCGACAAACUGCGCAACAACAACAACAACCAAAGCAAGAACAAUAACAACAGCAACAAUAACAACAACAACAACAACAACAAUAUUAGCAACAGUAAGAACAAAAACAGCAACCUAGUGAACAGCAGCAGCUACGCCGUGCGACAACCGAACCUAGCGGCUGGUGGUGUUGGUAACGAUAUGGUAACGUCGGGAGCAGCGGGAGGUCGAGUACGGCAAGAAAGUAUUGGCAGUGGAGGCGGCACCACUGGUGGCGUUGGUGGCGCUGGUGGACUCGAUGGGACCAUUUCCGGGAGUGUCGGCGUAGCGGAUGGUGGAAGCGUAGACGAUCGAGGAGGAGGAGGAACAUUUGGAGGCGGUGCAACGACGGGAGCUACGGGUGUUUCGUCUACGUCCGGAUCGAAGUCCUUCAUGUCCCGGCUACGUCAGCUAACCGGUCGGCUUAGUUUCAGCUUCGACUCGAAGGAAUCGAAGAAGCUGCAUCUGAUCGCGUCCGGCGCGGCACAUACGACAGCGGUAACGACAGCAACGACAACGACUGCGGCGACAAUACCGAUGAAACAUGCCGAUCACCAGCGAUCAAAGUUGACGAUCACGAAAGGCCACCUUCUGGAGGGUUCGCGUACGGUCGACAUCGGUGGACCGGUCGCAAUCUGUGGCGGUCCGGGUAUGACGAUCCAACAGCAACAGCAUCAGGGAGCAGCCCUCGGUGUCGGGGGGGAAUCGUUCUAUUCUGGUGGGCCGGUGGUCAUGAGUCAACCGAAAUCCAUCUCACCCAUCCUGAUGCAACAUCGUCACAGUGAGGUGCUCGGUUUGGGCGGGGUCGGAGGCUCAGCCAGAGGACGCGCGUAUAGCUUAGAUGUACCGAUCGGGGGACGCAACUGUUGCCGAAGUCUCUCCGGUAGUACGACCGGUGGUGGAGCCGGUUCAAGCUGUGGCGGAAGCCACAAGAGUCUCACCUUUUCGCUAAACAACAAGUCCCUGAACGAGGACAAUGAUGCGGGCAGUUUGGCGCUAGUUUCGACUGAUCGUAAAUCGAGCUCCGUGGCACCGAUGCGCAACGGAACCGACCCUUCGUUGUUGCUCCUGAUGGACGAUCCUUCCACCUCGUCCGUGGGUGGUGGCAGCAAACCGGGUGGAGGGGAAGGAAUUUGACAACAACAGCAACAUCCCCAGCAGCAACAUCUUUACCAACAGAUACAUCACACAAAUUCCUCCUACGAACCAUCACUACAAGGCAUCCUGCUCACCUCGACCUCACUUCAAGCCGACUCACCGUCACAAUCCCACCAACAUCUCGGGCCGGCAGUAGUCGCAUCGGGAACUCGCGGUGCUCGGCCCUCGGUCGACUCGGACCGGCGGGCACCAUUUGCCGAAUCCGAAUCCAUCUCGUCCAAGCACACGUCCGCGCUGGUGAGCUACUGGAUCUGUCUCACCGAGCGGAUGAGCUCACUGAUCUGCAAGUGCUGCGAACGCACUCUUCCACCGGCGGAAAGUGUUUAGUGUUUACCCGGAAACCGAAACGAUUUAAUCUAGUUUUUGGGAAAAGAAAACCAAAAUCCACUGGUAGAAAGGGAGCGAUAGGGCUUUAGGUAGACGCGGCAGGUGAGUGGCUCACGUAUUGGUGGUGGUGAUUUGGGAAACAUUUGAUCCGGACAGGACCUGACCAACCCCCCUAGCCCUAGCCUCACGGCAUGUUUUAGCUCACGUGGAAGCGAGGUUUGAAGUCGUAACGCAACCAAGCUUUAGCUUUUUAUCUACUAGACCAUCACUGUAAAUAUCUACGAAUGUUUUGUUUGAACGAUGUAGUAAAUUCGAAAUUAUGUUUUAAUCUAUCAUAUUCAAUAGUUCCUUGUUUUAUUUUAUUUAUAAAAAUACUGUUUAUUUCUUUAAGUUUGUAGUAAUUCUAUGAUCACAGUGCUUAGAGAGCCUAAUGGCUGGUUUAUCAAUCGUUCUGCAACAAUGCGCGGAGACAGUUGUGGACGGAAACAAUAAAUAUAUUGCCAAACGUUAGGACAUUAGUAAAAGAAUUCGACAAAUGAUACUAUUAAAAAGAUAAAUAUGGUUCCCAUUGUACGGGAUAGCGAAUACGAUAGACAGCAGUACAUAACCUAGCGAUAGCGGGACGGGCCAUGGGGCAGGUAGAGGGCAGCCACCCACCCCUUCGAUAUUCUAGCUUCACACUACAACAAACUACAGCCCAGGAACAGAUCUGCUAAUGAAACAUAUCACUACACUUACCUUCCGAUCGAACCAUUACAUGCGUUCCCAGUUUUUCUACCGCGAUCAGUCGCGUCCCGCUUGGACGAGAACUCCCGUUUUUCUACUGACCACAAUUUUACACCAACUGGAGACUGUAAACUGAACCAAAAACCCAAACUUACUGCAGCAGUAGAUGAAAAGAAACUCAACUCAACGCGGUCUAGCCAAAACUGAAGGCUUUGUAAAUUUAAAAACCGAUCGUAGACGAGGACGGAAUGUUAUAGAGACAAAGCAUUGUUGGCAGUGGUAGUGGCAAACCCGAAUUUAUACGGAUGAGAAGCCAAUCAGAAAGGUAAAGUUGAUGGUUCAUCAAUUCAAGUUAAGUAGUAGGAAAGUUGCAUAGGACGUUUAGCAAAGAAUUCCGCAGAAAAUGUGCAAACAGGAUUAAAAACGCUUUGCUACAACAAUCCCCUGCUGGUGCGACAAGCUCCAAGACAAAUAGAACUAAUCGUAAUAAUCAAUGCGAUAGAUAAUUCCUUUCCCUGGUUGACCGAAUGCUUGUUAGCGUUACUAAUCCGAGCUUCUUCUAUCCUUACCGAAGACUGUAUGCGAGUGCCACUGUGAGAACAAACAAGUGCAUCAAACAAAUCAAUUAGUGCAUUUCCGUAUUCUUUGGCGUAUCUUCAUCAUCCGCACUUUGUUUUCGUUUUGGUUUUACUUCUCUGUCUCUCCUACUCUCCCAAAUGGAGUAACCCACAACGAACGUGGUAUCGAUUUUAUGACACAAUCGGAAAGUUGAAAUUGGAAAGUUUAAAGUGCACAACAUGUUGUAUUAAAUCACAAAGAGGAUCAAACAUUUAAAGAAAAUUGUAAACAGUAUAUGAAACAAACAUAUAUGAGGGUGAUAUGGAAAAGAAUGAAACGAAAGACAAGAGCAUGGAAAGCAUAGAGAAUUUGGGCGAAUGCGAACGGUAUCACCUAGAUGUAUGAUAUUAUUAGAUAUGACUAACAAUCAUGUUGCAGGCGACAUUAUAAAUAAUAAUAAAACAAAGAAAACCAAUUGUCUACUCAAUGCUUACAAAUGCGACGUAUUUAUGUGUACGAUAAAAUCAAGAUAGAGAGAAAAAAGAAAAACAACCACACACACAAUAGCGAUUGCCUGCUCAUAUUUGGAAACAUUACACUACACUAGCCGCAAACGAAAGUCCGUUACAGUAGAAAUAGCAAAAUGUUGUUCGAUAGAUAUUAUGACCACCGUAUGACCAUCAUCGACUCCCAAAAACCGCCCACCUCUGGCACACUUUUGUCCAGCGCGGGAGAAGCAAAUAGAGGAAUGCACAACAACAAGCAGACGCAAAUGCAUAUUAACUUCUAUUUCUAUUGCUCUCUAGCUUGUAGGAUUGAUUUGGCAUGUCCUAUGUAUAUCGCGCUCGUUGUCAUUUGACUUUUCUGCUCUAUUUUAUUUGUAUUUAUCAUUUCCCAUGUCUGUAUUUAUUUUUUUACGUUGUUUUAUGUAAAAAAAAAAGUCAUUGCCGAGAAGUGUUUUGAU
Molecule: messenger RNA, 7429 nt
Organism: Anopheles coustani
Lineage: Eukaryota; Metazoa; Arthropoda; Insecta; Diptera; Culicidae
Product: high affinity cGMP-specific 3',5'-cyclic phosphodiesterase 9A
Exons: 9
Coding region: 253-4833 (1526 amino acids)
Biological process (GO): cGMP catabolic process
Molecular function (GO): 3',5'-cyclic-GMP phosphodiesterase activity
Source: RefSeq, a predicted model, not a curated record